AUGACCGCACACCGCACACCGCAGCCCUUGGCUCAAAAGGCCCCGAAUUGUGCGUACGCUGCCAUUGGGACGAUCAUAAGGGCGGCUUCACACAACACUGUCUCUGGAAGUCUAUGUGAGCACGGGCCGCGGACGCUUCACUGUCGCUACGUGGACGUUUGGGGCCUCAUCGCGGCAAUAGAAGGCGGCCGCGCGGCGCGCUGCCGUCCCGGCGCGUCAGGGACCAUGGGGGCGCGCACCUCGCACGCCGGACGACACGUUGGCGCGUUCGAAUCCCGACACAGACUGGCGCGCGGCCGACGCGUGACGCCCCUCCGACGUAGGCCGGGCCCGGCGGCGCCACCCAGGGGCCGGGCGAGCGCCGCGCGCCAAUCGCGGCCACCGGCCUCCGUCCUCCCCGGAGAUGCCCGAAGCCUCGCGCCCGCAGCCGGCGCGCCAAUUCGGCCCCCACUCUUAGUCAGGCCGCCCACGCGGCAGGCCCCGCCCGCGUCGCGGUGGGGCGACACAAGAGUGCCCCAGCCCGCCCGGCCCGCUCAUGUUUAUGGGCUUUCGGCGAGACAGCCGCGCUCGGCCGCCGCCGAACAAAUCCUCGGCCGCGGCAAAAACGCCGAGGCCGAGGACAAGUCGUUCCACCGCGCCCGAUUCACGGACGGCGCCGCG
Iphiclides podalirius (scarce swallowtail) is the source of this 660-nucleotide messenger RNA. The record is from the annotation of a GenBank genome assembly. NCBI's taxonomy places the organism in Eukaryota, Metazoa, Arthropoda, Insecta, Lepidoptera, Papilionidae.